AGUUCAAACCUUUUUGUGAUUAUAAAUCAAACCCCUUCGUUUCUCUCUGCACACACUUCAUCGUCCAUAUCAAAAGAAGGUCUAAUUAAGGUGGUUUUAACUUUUAAGUAUGAGUGCACGGAGUGAGAGGGUAGUUACAAGAAGCUCAAGGAGGACACAACAAGUGAACAAUGUGAAUGAGACACCAAGCCAACAUCAGGGAGAUCAACAAAGAUCUGGACAACCUUCAGUGUUGCCUUUUACUGUGCCUGGACCUCCUACGAUUGAUGUUGAUGCUAUUGAAGAUGAUGAUGAUGUUGUUGAGUCAACUGCUUCUGCUUUUGAUCGAGCUAAAAGACACAAGUCCGGAGGCUCACAGCGGCGAGGACCCUUAGUAGUUGAUGUAGAGUCAGGUGGUACCACUAGGCUUAGCAAGAACCGCACAAAGCGUCAAUGUGAUGAAGCUAAUGCUGAGCUUAGCAAUCCGAGAAAGUCUAAGACCGUAGCACCUCCUGAAGAGGAACCAAAGUUUAACUGCCCAAUUUGUAUGAGUCCAUUUACCGAGGAAGUGUCAACAAAGUGUGGUCAUAUCUUCUGCAACAAAUGCAUAAGGGUCGCGGUGUCUGGUCAACCUAAAUGCCCUACGUGUAGAAAAAAGGUCAUUGCUAAAGACCUCAUUCGUGUCUUCCUCCCAAGCACCAGAUGAGUGAUACACAGAAACAUCACAAGGUUUAAAAUUGUCUAACGGCUCUACCCUUGAGGAGAUUGGUUUUGGGAAGAACAGUGAAGACAUGUUUGUUCAUGAGUUUAUCCUCUGUAAUGUUAAUAUCGUUCUGCUUAGUGAGAGAAAACAUUUAGGAACCAGUGAGGACAUCUUUUAGACUCUUUAUUGUUGAGAUACAUCGUUGAAUCUUAAGAAAGCAU
Molecule: messenger RNA, 903 nt
Organism: Eruca vesicaria subsp. sativa (arugula)
Lineage: Eukaryota; Viridiplantae; Streptophyta; Magnoliopsida; Brassicales; Brassicaceae
Source: the annotation of a GenBank genome assembly